GUGUCAACCAACGAAGCCAAUUUCAUCAAAGCGUUGCAUUUGAAAAGUACCACUGGCCCAUCUGCCCUUUGAAAUGCGCAUGUGUCGGUAGUGAAACCACAAAUAGGAUGGCGACAAGCCAGAAGGCUUCUCGUCUGGGCGAAGAGGUGUGGAAGACGCGGGUUGACAAGGUCAAUGCUGAGCUGGUGACCCUGACCUAUGGGACAAUUGUGUCUCAACUUUGCAUCGACUAUGAGUACGAUUACGCUCAGGUCAAUCAACAACUGGACAAAAUGGGUUACAAUAUUGGAAUGCGGCUCAUUGAGGAUUUUCUCGCCAAAUCAAACACGGGUCGUUGCGGAAACUUCAAAGACACCGCUGAAAUGAUCUCCAAGGUCGGAUUCAAAAUCUUUCUCAACAUCACACCGACCGUCACAAACUGGACAGCGGACAACAAACAAUUCUCUCUCAUAUUCGACGAGAAUCCGCUGGCUGAUUUCGUCGAACUUCCGGACGAUGGUCGCGCGCAAGAUGGCCUCUGGUUUUCCAACAUUCUUUGCGGAGUCCUACGAGGUGCUUUGGAAAUGGUUCAAACAUCGAUUGAAGCUCGGUUCGUGAGCGAUGUGCUUCGAGGGAAUGAUGUUACUGAGAUGCGUGUGACUCUUAUUCGUUAUAUUGAAGACGAGAUGCCUCCAGAUGACGAGUAGUCCUGGUAAGGGUUUCCGAUGACUCCCUAGAACUUGUCGCAAGAUGAAGAAUGUCUGUUGUAUCAACUCACGUGAUUCGUCCCCCUUUUCCUGCGAGGAGGAUUAUGAGGGGUGUCAGGAUCGAAUAAGGAGAACACACAAGACCAUAACGGCUGUUAUGAAAUACCCCUGAAUCGUAUAUUGUUUCAUAUUGUGGGGGGGCAAUGAUAAGGCAAGAGCUACACAUCAACAUCCUAUGCCUGGACAAAUAGUCCCAAACGAAGAUGUAUCAAUCCGCAAAGCAGAGAGUUCUAUAGCGGAAAUCCGUAGUGGACUCUUUAAGUUUCAC
Messenger RNA from Exophiala mesophila, 1014 nucleotides. RefSeq lists its product as uncharacterized. The record is from RefSeq and is a predicted model, not a curated record. Gene Ontology annotation, cellular component: cytosol; TRAPP complex; cis-Golgi network membrane. Bases 108 to 686 code for a protein of 192 amino acids. The transcript is spliced from 5 exons. NCBI's taxonomy places the organism in Eukaryota, Fungi, Ascomycota, Eurotiomycetes, Chaetothyriales, Herpotrichiellaceae. Gene Ontology annotation, biological process: intra-Golgi vesicle-mediated transport; endoplasmic reticulum to Golgi vesicle-mediated transport.